Messenger RNA from Durusdinium trenchii, 747 nucleotides. The record is from the annotation of a GenBank genome assembly. NCBI's taxonomy places the organism in Eukaryota, Dinophyceae, Suessiales, Symbiodiniaceae.
AUGCACCAAGGCCAGGAGAAGUGUGCCGAGGCCAAAGUCUCGAUUUUGGGCGGCCACACGGUGGAAGAUUUGGAGCCCAAGUACGGCCUCGCCGUGAUAGGUGUGGUUCACCCGAAGAAGGUUUGGCGCAACAACGCCUUGCGAGCUGGCGAUAGCUUGAUUCUGACCAAGCCGAUUGGAACCGGAAUUCUGGGAACUGCACAGAAGAAAGGCUUGCUGGAACCUGGGACGCGGAAGCAGCUGGAAGACACGCUGCUCCAGCUGAACAAGACAGCCGCUGAGGUGGCGCAUGCCGAAGCGGAGGUCCACGCAGCCACGGAUGUCACUGGCUUUGGCUUGCUGGGACAUCUGAAGGAAAUGCUCACACCAGAAGACUCUGAGCCUGCAGCUAAACGAGCGCGACAAGGAAAUGGUGAAAGCCGGUUCUUGUGCGCUGUGAUCAGUGCUCAGGCAGUGCCUUUGCUGCCACAGGCCAAAGACUUGGCUGGAAACGAUCAAUGCGUGCCUGGAGGCUCUUUGAAUAACUUGAAGUUGGUGGAACCCACGACCUGCUUCCCGAAGGGCAUAUCCAGGGAAAUGAAGCUUCUGCUUGCAGACGCACAAACCUCUGGAGGCCUUUUGUUGGCCGUGCCUGGAGAUGGGUCGAAGUUGGUGGCUGCUUUGCAGAAAGCCGGUUUGCCCAGAACCGCGCGGAUCGGAGAGGUCAGAGAAGCAACACAAGGAGCCACCAUCGUAGUGGAACCCUGA